This is a messenger RNA of Octodon degus (degu), 790 nucleotides long. It is a transcript of the gene Pctp, whose product is annotated as phosphatidylcholine transfer protein. Gene Ontology annotation, molecular function: phosphatidylcholine binding; phosphatidylcholine intramembrane carrier activity. The coding region runs from base 60 to 707 and encodes 215 amino acids. The transcript is spliced from 6 exons. The record is from RefSeq and is a predicted model, not a curated record. NCBI's taxonomy places the organism in Eukaryota, Metazoa, Chordata, Mammalia, Rodentia, Octodontidae.
UCAAACUCAGGCCGAGGCAGUUGGGGCGCGCGCUCGGGGCAGGCGGAGGGUGAGGGAGGAUGGCGUCUGCUGCCAGCUGCUUCUCUGAGGAGCAGUUCCAGGAGGUCUGCGCUGAGCUGCUCCAGCAGCCGGCUCUGGCCGGGACCGACUGGGAGCUGCUGGUGAAUGCCUCGGGCCUCAGUGUCUACCGGCUGCUGGACCAGGAGACUGGACUUUAUGAAUAUAAAGUCUUUGGUAUUUUAAAGGACUGCCCACCAGCUCUGCUUGUAGAUGUCUAUAUGGAUUUAGACUACAGAAAACAGUGGGAUCAGUACGUUAAAGAAAUCUGUGAAAAAGAAUGCGACGGAGAGACCGUGACGUACUGGGAAGUGAAGUUCCCUUUUCCCAUGUCCAACAGAGAUUACGUCUAUGUCCGGCAGCGGCGAGACCUGGAUGUGAAAGGGCGGAAGAUCCACGUGAUCCUGGCCCAGAGCAUCUGUCUGCCUCAGUUUCCUGAGAAGUCAGGUGUGAUCCGGGUAAAUCAGUACAAGCAGAAGCUGGCGAUUGAGAGCGACGGCAAUCGGGGGAGCAAAGUUUUCAUGUAUCACUUCGAUAACCCAGGUGGUCAGAUUCCGUCCUGGCUCAUUAACUGGGCGGCCAAGAAUGGUGUUCCGAACUUCCUGAAAGACUUGGUGAAAGCCUGUCAGAACUACCUCAAUAAAACUUAAGAAAGACUCUGGGUGGAGUGCUGCAUACCUGUAAUCCCAGCAUUCUGGGAGGCUGAGGCAGGAAAACUACAAGUCUGAGCCCA